Molecule: messenger RNA, 2508 nt
Organism: Ooceraea biroi (clonal raider ant)
Lineage: Eukaryota; Metazoa; Arthropoda; Insecta; Hymenoptera; Formicidae
Product: collagen alpha-1(I) chain-like
Molecular function (GO): zinc ion binding; nucleic acid binding
Source: RefSeq, a predicted model, not a curated record
AUGGAUAAAGCUAUUUCUUUUUCGGGGGAAACGGGGGGGAAGACGGGCGCGGAGGCGCCGGAGGGCGUGGACGAGGAGGCGUGGGAGUCGCCUCGAGAGGUGGUGCUGGUGUCGGACGUUGAGGAGGGGGUCUCGCUGAGGGCCAUUUUGGACCCGGCGGCGGCCUCCUCCUCCGCGGCCGACGGUAGCCGCGGGGGCACGCGACGACCGCGGACCCGCCAAAUGGCGAGGAGGGGGGGAUCGAGCGCGCGAUCGGGCAGUCGGGCCGGUCGGGUCAGCCGGGAUAGUUCCCGGGACUCGGCUGCCUCGACGACGUGCGACGUGGCGUCCCUUCCGGGGGACGUCGACACCGACGCGUCGGCGAGCGAGACGGGGAGGAAGCGCAAGCGCGGGAGGCCCCCUACCACCGGGGAGUACGUCGGCCUGGCGGAGGCCAAACGCGCCGCCAGGGAGGAGGAGCGGCUGUCGAGGGAGUGGGAGCGGGAGAAGGAAGUCCUCGCCUCCAUUCCCUCGCCAGCCGACAAGAGGGAGCGCGAAUCCUGGGAAGUCCAGGUGGAGCGCUUUCGGGAGUGCCCGUCACCCGACAUCACCGCUCGGGUGAUGGAGCACCUCGAAACCGUGGUGAAGGUCGCCAAGAACUCGGGCCACCUUCAGGGCCCGUAUGUCAGGGCCCUGAAGGAGGCCGCGGCGGGCAUCAGGGCGGCGCUCACCGUCACUGCUGAGAGGAGGGGCGCCGGAGCCCCUUCUCUCAGCACGGAGAACGCCGCCCUGAGGGGGGAGGUGGAGUCCCUCAAAUCGCAGGUGCGCGAACUGAGGGACACCAUCUCCCUCAUGGGACGGGCGACCGCGGGGGACGGGGGGGAGAGCCAGCGGGUGGCUGACUCUCCCGUCCUGCGCGUCAGGGGGCGGAGGCUGGUGACUCCGCCGAGGAGCCCGGCGACAUCGGAGGCAGGACUCCGGACCGAGACCACCCCGCAGAAGGGGGGAGGUCCUCCCGCCGAAAGGGAGGACCCCCUGGUCUCCAUGGAGGCCAGAAUUAUGGCCUCCAUGGGGACCAUGGUCUCGCGGAUCGUCGCGGAGGCGGUGGCGCCCCUGGUGAGGCGCGGCGCGAGAGAGGGAGCGGAGCCGACCCCCCAAACAGGACCGGAGGAGCCAGGCAACGGCGGGACGGCAAAGAAGAAGAAGAAAGGUAAGAAGGGGGGUGGUGGGGCGAGCGGAGCCCCGCCUGCCCUUAACCCCCCUCCGGCAGAGCAGCGGCCCAGUUCGGCGGUGGCCGGCCCGGCUAGCCGAGUUCCAGCCGGCGAGGAGGAGCAGCCGUGGUCGACGGUGGUGGGCAGGAGGGCCGCGAGGCCAACCGCCCAGCCACCGGCCCCCGCGGGUAAGGGCAAACCCGUGCCGGGCAAACCCGCCCCAGGUAGGGGGGCCAGCGGGGGGGGCAAACCCGCGACGGGCAAACCCUCCCCGCCCGGCGGUCGACCCGGCGCGAAGGGGCCGAAGCCCCCUAAGUCGCCCAAGACGGCGGCUGUGGUCAUCACGGCCGCCGACGGCGACUACAAGGGGGCCGUGGAGAAGGCGCAGAAGGGCGUGGACAUCGACGCCCUGGGGAUCGCCGCGCCGCGAGUGAGGAGGGCCUUGACGGGGGCCCUCAUUUACGAGAUCCCAGGACCGGAGUCCGCCACCAAGGCGGACGAGCUGGCCUCCCGUUUGGAGAAGGUUUUUGAGGGGUCGGGUGUAAGGGUCACCCGACCUCUCAAGAAGGUGGAGCUGCGCGUCCGACGGCUGGACGACGCGGCUACGGAGGAGUCGGUGUCUCGGGCGGUCGCAGCCGCGGGAGGCUGCGACCCCCGAGACGUCGAAGUAGGGCCGAUCCAGAGGUCCCCAGACGGCCUGGGGACCUCUUGGAUCAGGCUUCCUGCGCAGGCCGGCGGAAAAGUCGCCGACCUGGGCAGGAUCAGAGUGGGCUGGGCCUGGGCACCGAUUACUGUGCUGGAGCCCAGGCCCUUGAUGUGUUAUAGGUGCCUGGCGAAGGGGCACGUGCAAGCGACGUGCCCCAGUCGCGAGGACCGCCGAGACCUGUGCUACAGGUGUGGCGCGGCGGGUCAUCGGGCGCGCGGAUGCGCCGCUGACCCGAAGUGCCCUCUGUGCACGGGUCUCGGCAGGAGGGCGGACCACAGGCUGGGUAGCGCGGCCUGUGCUCCGCCCUCCAAGGGAGGGAAAAGUGGGGUUCAAAGGGGGUCGGAGACGGCGGCCCAGGGAGGAGCGCGGCCGACGGAGGCCGCCCCCCGCCCGCAAAGGGUCGCCUCUCCGGCUCCCAGGCAGGCGGCCCCGUCGGCGGGCGCGGCGCUGGAGCCGACGCCUGCUGAUGGGGACAAGGGAGGGCCGGCUCCUCCGCGGGAGGAGGAGCCGAAGCCCCGACGGGUGACCCGCUCCAUGGGGAAGAAGAAGGCGGAGGAGAAGGACGACGAUGGUGCGAGGGGCCUGGAGGAGCCCGCCAUGGACGUGGAGUAA